AUGAUUGCACCGCGGGUGUCGUUUGGUUUGGAAAGAGCUAGGCAAGCUAUCAAGUGGCAGAAAACGAUCAUGAUAAGCUUCAUUGUAAUCUUGCAUUGUGCCCCCUUCACUAAUUUGGCACCGCUUCCGAAUUCUGAAAACCAGGAGAACCCUAGUGGUGUGAUUCAAACCGUCGAAACUCUAGGUCGCACCGUGGGUGGCUUGAAGGAUGACGCUAAAUCCAGUGCAGUUUGGCGUGACUCGAAGCACAUGAAAGGCGAUGAUCUCAAAGAUUUUGCAAGCGAUUCGGUCUCACAAAGUCGUGGUGUUGAUGAUCCACCAAGCACAGGAUACAUCUAUUGGCCCCACUAUUUUCACGUCAAGCGUCCAACUGUAUCGCAUCAAGAAUUGCUUGCCCGAGAUGAUUUACUCACCAAGUCUAUCCACAACAAUCCAAAUUUUGAGGCUCUGGAUAGAGAGCAUGCCCGAAUCCAGGCCUCUUUACUGAAACAAGCCGAAGGCAUUGAACUUCUUCAAAUUGAAUGGAAGGAUCGACUUGUCAGAGAAUUCAAAAAAGGCGGAACCAUGCUGGUUUGCAGAAAAUGGAGAAAUGAAAACAUUUCGAUGAAAGUUAGCAAACUAAGAGGAAAUUUUCAGAAUCCCAACGCCCUCUCAAAUGACGAAGAAUGGACUGCGAUAAACCGAUUAUCGAUUCUUGAAAGCCGAGGCUUUGAUUUUUCAGACCGAGAAGCUCAACUGAUCGAGAAUAUGUCCGCUGGUAACUCUCACCUCACCUCUGAUAAUAAGAGUUUAAUUACCGAAAUAUCUUGUCAAACGGUGACGCAAAGGCAGCUCAUGAGGAUCGAAAGUCUGAAGGAAUCUUAUUCCGCAACUCCAGACGGGGAGCCCACUCAUAAAAUGAUGGUCAGAAUUGUUGAAGCAUUAGACCAGCUUCAAGAAAAUAUAAGGCAAGGAGAAGUGUGGCACAAGAGCGAGAUAGAGCUCUUAUCAACCAUGGAAACGUUGAAAGAUGUACACGAGUUCCCAUCUGUAAACGGCUUGAAUCUGGAUAGAAAAACUAAAAGGGUGCUUCGGAAUCUCUUGGUGGAAAGGAAGAAAUCGGAGCAGAAAGCGUCACGCAUGAAAGCCUUUUCUAUCUUGGACAUGGAUCUCAAACUGUCUUUACAUGAAGAGCUCGUUCUAGAUAAGCUCAGGGAACACAAGAUCAAUCCCAAACUUGAUCUUACCCCGGGCCAGAAAGAAACAAUCAAAGAUCGGGCCAACGAGUAUGAUAUCCAGCUUGAGCGCAUCAGAGAAUUUCACAAAAAUACCCACCUGAUUGAAACGGCUCGGAAUCAUCUCCAAGAUCGAGAAAAAUUCGAAAACCCCUCAUCUCAAGCGCUAUCAGAAAGAACGAGAUAUAGAUAUGCAUAUAAAGCUUUACAGGCCAUGAAAACAAGGGGGAUCGCCCUCACGGCCAAGGAAGAAACCUUACUGGACCAGUUAAAGUCUGCUUCAAAACUUGAAGACCUGGACAAGAAUGAGAUUGAAAAAUUUGCAAUCGAACACAUCUUGAUCAAAGAGAUUAACAAUUGUCAUUAUCUUCGGAUCAUUGCAAACCAAUUAGCACAUUCCAAUGCAGAGUUCUUAGUCCCUCAAAAUGAGAAAAAUAAAGAGUUUCCAAUCAUUUUCAAGAAUGAAGAAUUGGAAGAAAUUUCCAGAUUACGAACAUUAUCUAGAGAUGAUUAUGAUGAUCAAGAGUUUUUGAAUGAGACUAAAUUUGUCAAGAUUUUGACGAUUUUGAAUCGAGUAGAUUAUAGAGCAAAACUCACCAGAUUUGAACUUGAAAAUCCAAAGUCAAUAAGAAUUCAACAAGCCAUUCACAAAAACAAGAACAAUCGACUCGAAGCUUGCAAGUCAGAAUUCCUAAAAAUGCAAGCUAUCCCAUCCGAAUUCCAAAGAAUCACAAACUUUCUAAUAGAUGCUCUUCACAUGAUCAAGCGUAAAUAA
Puccinia graminis f. sp. tritici CRL 75-36-700-3 is the source of this 1989-nucleotide messenger RNA. RefSeq lists its product as uncharacterized. The record is from RefSeq and is a predicted model, not a curated record. NCBI's taxonomy places the organism in Eukaryota, Fungi, Basidiomycota, Pucciniomycetes, Pucciniales, Pucciniaceae. The coding region runs from base 1 to 1989 and encodes 662 amino acids. The transcript is spliced from 2 exons.